AUGUUCUCGACUGUAGCUGCCGGUUACGAGCUUAGCAAGAUUCUAGGAAAGCCUGUAGGUCCGGGACAGGCCAACUGGAUGGCUGCGGCAUAUUCCCUUACGCAGAGCGCUUUCGUCCUCAUCAGUGGUCGCCUCGGCACUGUUUAUGGUCAUCAGAGGCUUCUUCUUCUCGGCGGCAUUAUUAUCAUCGCUUUCUCCAUUGCCAAUGCAUUUUGCAAUACUUAUACCUCCUUUAUUAUAAUCCGCGCUUUUACUGGUGUUGGUGGCGGUAUCUUGAUGCCUAAUGCAGUUGCUACACUUACUAUCAUGGUUCCUCCUGGCAAAGUGCGCAACUUCACGCUGGCCAUAUUUGCAGCGUCGCCUCCAGUCGGAGCUGGCAUCGGAGCGCUAAUGAUUGGAGCAUUUCUUGAGUAUUCAGAAUGGAAGUGGCAUUUUAUCUCUGUGGCGUGUCUUGGGGCCACUUGCUUUUCUGGGCUAUUCUUUGUUCUACCCCACGAGCAUCCCGCCGACAAAAACGGUAAAAUUGAUUGCAUUGGUAUCAUUACCGGUUUAGGAGGUCUCUUAUUGUUCUCUUUGGCCUGGAAUCAAGCGCCGGUAGACGGAUGGGGGACUCCAUAUGUUAUUGCGAUGCUGAUUAUAUCAAUUGUCCUGAUGGUCAUUUUCUUCUUUUGGGAGAGUAAAUGGGCUGAUGAGCCGAUUAUGCCCUCUUCCAUCUUUCGUGAUAAAAGCUUUAAGGCUCUUACGAUUGUCGUCCUAUUUGUUUACAUGGCCGUCGGUAUCACACUUUGGUAUAUGGUUGCGUGGCAGCAAUUGAUACGAGGAUGGUCCGUUCUCAACGUCGCUGUUGGCUGGAUUCCAUAUGGACUGGGGGCAUCCUGCGCCGUCAUCUUGGCCGCAUGGCUGAUUCCCCGGCUUGAGGCACAAUGGAUCCUUGCUAUCGGAUGCCUCACUUCGCUGACAGCCACUAUUUUGCUGGCUACAAUGCCAGAACAACAGAGUUACUGGGCACAGAUUUUCCCGUCAACUGUAUUCGGUAGCUUCUGCCCUGACUUUGUAUAUGUUGCUGCACAAGUCAUCGCCAGCAGCAGUGUCGGGAAAAAAGAGCAGGGACCAGCUGCUAGUUUGAUCGGGACGCUCAACCUCUACGGCAACAGCUUAGGACUUGGUUUUGCCGGCACAAUCGAGGCGAACAUAGCGAAGAGUCAUGCUGGCGAAGCUCUGCCGUUUCGGCAGCAUUGUGGUUUGGGGCUGGUUUAUCGGCAAUUGCGCUACUGA
Molecule: messenger RNA, 1275 nt
Organism: Fusarium verticillioides 7600
Lineage: Eukaryota; Fungi; Ascomycota; Sordariomycetes; Hypocreales; Nectriaceae
Exons: 4
Coding region: 1-1275 (424 amino acids)
Biological process (GO): transmembrane transport
Cellular component (GO): membrane
Molecular function (GO): transmembrane transporter activity
Source: RefSeq, a predicted model, not a curated record